CAGGAAAGAGAAGCUGGGACCGCAACUACCAACUGCCGCCUGGAUCCUAGGUGAGCUGUGGGCUCUGACAGCGCUGUGGCUAACAUGGCACCCAAAAAGAAGACUCUCAAGAAGAACAAACCCGAGAUCAAUGAGAUGACCAUCAUCGUGGAAGACAGCCCCCUAAACAAGCUGAAUGCUCUAAAUGGGCUCCUGGGGGGAGAAAACAGCCUUAGCUGUGUUUCUUCCGAACUAACAGACACUUCUUAUGGUCCCAACCUCCUGGAAGGUUUAAGUAAAAUGCGUCAAGAGAGCUUUCUAUGUGACUUGGUCAUCGGUACCAAAACCAAGUCCUUUGAUGUCCAUAAGUCAGUGAUGGCUUCCUGCAGCGAGUACUUCUAUAAUAUCCUUAAAAACGAUCCAUCGACAAAAAGGGUAGACCUCAAUGAUAUCGCCCCUUUAGGCCUAGCCACCGUGAUAGCAUAUGCAUACACGGGAAAGCUGACCCUUUCUUUAUACACAAUAGGAAGCAUCAUUUCUGCUGCUGUGUACCUCCAGAUCCACACUCUUGUGAAGAUGUGCAGCGACUUUCUGAUCCGAGAGAUCAGUGUUGAGAACUGCAUGUAUGUUGUUAACAUGGCUGAAACAUACUGCUUGAAAAAUGCGAAAGCAACGGCCCAGAAAUUUAUCCGGGAUAACUUCAUUGAAUUUGCCGACUCCGAACAAUUUAUGAAGCUGACGUUUGAACAGAUUAAUGAGCUUCUCAUAGAUGAUGACUUGCAGUUGCCUUCUGAGCUGGUAGCAUUCCAGAUUGCAAUGAAAUGGAUAGAAUUCGACCAAAAGAGAGUGAAGCACGCUGCGGAUCUUUUAAGCAAUAUUCGCUUUGGUACCAUCUCUGCACAAGACCUGGUCAAUUACGUUCAAACCGUACCGAGAAUGAUGCAAGACGCUGAUUGUCAUAAACUGCUUGUGGAUGCUAUGAACUACCACUUACUACCUUAUCAUCAAAACACGUUGCAAUCUAGGCGGACAAGAAUUAGAGGCGGCUGCCGGGUUCUGAUCACUGUCGGGGGACGCCCUGGCCUGACUGAGAAGUCCCUUAGUAGAGACGUUUUAUAUAGAGACCCUGAAAAUGGAUGGAGCAAGCUUACAGAAAUGCCAGCCAAGAGUUUCAAUCAGUGUGUGGCUGUGAUGGAUGGAUUCCUUUAUGUAGCAGGUGGUGAGGACCAGAAUGAUGCGAGAAACCAAGCCAAGCAUGCAGUCAGCAAUUUCUGCAGGUACGAUCCCCGCUUCAACACGUGGAUCCACCUGGGCAGCAUGAACCAGAAGCGCACGCACUUCAGCCUGAGCGUGUUCAACGGGCUCCUGUACGCGGUGGGCGGCCGCAACGCCGAGGGCAGCCUGGCUUCCCUGGAGUGCUACGUGCCCUCCACCAACCAGUGGCAGCCCAAAGCUCCGCUCGAGGUGGCGCGGUGCUGCCACGCCAGCGCCGUGGCCGACGGCCGCGUGAUCGUGACGGGCGGCUACAUCGGCAGCGCGUACUCGCGCUCCGUGUGCGCCUACGACCCUGCGCUCGACGCGUGGCAGGAGCUGCCGGGGCUGAGCACGCCCCGAGGCUGGCACUGUUCGGUGGCGCUGGGCGACAGGGUGUACGUGAUGGGGGGCAGCCAGCUGGGGCCGCGCGGGGAGCGUGUGGACGUGCUCACCGUGGAGAGCUUUAGUCCCGUAGCUCGCCAGUGGAGCUUCGUGGCGCCCCUGCCCGUGGGUGUGAGCACGGCGGGUGUCUCGGCGUUGCACGGCCGAGCCUACCUGGUGGGCGGCUGGAACGAGGGCGAGAAGAAGUACAAGAAAUGCAUCCAGUGCUUCAACCCGGAGCUCAACGAGUGGAUGGAGGACGACGAGCUGCCCGAGGCCACCGUGGGCGUGUCCUGCUGCACGCUGGCCAUGCCCAACAGCGUGUCCCGCGAGUCACGGGCCAGCUCGGUGUCCUCCGUGCCGGUCAGUAUCUGAACGCAUUGCUUCCCAAUGUGGUCAAACUGUGAGUGGGCCACCAGGAAAAUAUACACCAUUUACUACAGUGAUGGUGGUUCAAUUCGAUCCAGAGGAGUGCCUGGACGGCUUUAAAUUCUUAGUUUAGCACCAUCUACCUCAGUCUUUCCUCCCCAAUCUUCCACCAAUAAAAUAAAGGGCCAUUAGUCAACGAAAGAAGCAAUUUCACUCUGCAGCCACUGGGUGGCCAACGGAGUUUGUUACAGGCGCUCUUCCAAGGAGGCUCGCUUCCUAAAUUCAUAGCAGUCACACACGCGCUGAGAUUUUCCAACGCUGUACUCGUGAAACUUACUUGACUAUGUGAUUUCCUAUCCAAAGGAGUAUUUUCCUCUCUCAUUCUUUGGGGGACGUUGAAAAUACCCAGUUCACAUUUCCAAAUUAAAAUAGUCCACAUCCAUAAUAGCCUUAAUUCUAUAUUUCAACAUUAAAGUUUCUUUCCCCUUACUUGACUGGAAAGAAUUUUUAAAAAUAUCUCAUGACAUAACUACAAAGCUUUAUGGAAAGCAAUACAUUCUACCUGGGAAACGUCACGGUGACAGUUUGGGAUUAAUGGCGUGUACCCGCCCCCCUCUCCCCAUCCUGUCCUUGAAGCUUCUGACAUUUUCUAUCAUAAAAUUCUACUCUCAGAAAAGAAAACAGUUUUCUGUCAUUUAAUUUAUAGUGAAAAUUUAAAUCAUUUGGCAUUUUUCUUAGAAAUAUUUCCACUUUUGUCUCUUAUCCUUACAGAGACUAUUUUUUCCUAGCGCCAGAUGGCAAACCAAAGGCCUGGAGCACACUAGUACUCUACCAGGGAGCUACAUAUCCAGUCCUCAUUUAUUUUAAUUUUUGAGACAGGGUUUCACUAGGUAGACCAGGCUAGCCUCAAACUCCCAGUGCCUCCUGAGUGUUGGGAUUAAAAGUAUGUGCCAGCACUCAUAGCCCUCUUUUUUAUUUUAAAGUAGGAUUUUACUAGAUUGCCCAGGUUGGCCUUGAAUUUAAAUUCCUCCUGCUUCAGCCUACCCAGUAGCUGGGAUUACAGACAUGUACCACCCGGUACAGCUUUAUCCUACACAGAUAUAACCUCUGACAUUAGCCUGAAUAAUCACCAAAUAACAUAAGUUGUUGAAUAUUAUUGUCAGCUUAGCCUUUGGCUGGGAAGCCAAUAGCAGUAAUUUUACUGACCCCUCUUUUACAUGGAGAUGAUGAAGGAAAUAUUUGGGGUUCUAGGACUUGGCAAUCACCGGAUGAAUAGGUAGGUGGGUUCCUCACCGAGGAAUGCUGAUAGCUAACCUAAAAGAGUAAGCCAACAAUAAUGCUCUUUAUGGUUUACCUUACUCCAAACUGCUUUGUGAAUUAAAGUGUAUUUUUUUUUUGAGACAGGUCUCACUAUGUAGCUCUGGCUGGCCUAGAACUCAUUGGUAGACCAAGCUGGCCUCAGACUCAGUGAGAUCUGUCUGUCUGCCUCCUGAGUGCUGGGAUAAGGCAUAUGCCACUAUGCCUAGCAAAGUGUAUUUUCCUGUUAUCAUUUCCUUGAGUCAUCUGCCAAGUUUGGAAGAAAGGGGAAGAAUUGUAGUAAAUGAUGCAUAUUUUCCUUUAAUAUAUCAGUUUAUUCUUCAUGGCAUAUUUGUUUUGGGAAGGAAGUGCCUAUCAGCGAUGCCUUCUGUACGAUUAGAGAAUUUAGAGGGCUGGAUAGGCAUCUGGACCUCUAUCUCGGUUGUCACCAACCCCAGCCUUCCGUACUACAUGUGUGUUGUAGUUGUAAUGGUCACGUCUAAGGCCCGGUCCCCUUGUCUGUGGGUUAACACAUCUGUAGGGGCAGCUAGACCCAGGAUGAAAAUAUCUGAAAAAAAAUUGCAUGUUCCAAACAUGUACCAAAUAUUUUCUCCCCCCACCCAGCAAUACAAUGCAACAGUUUGCAUUGCAUUAUAUUUGAUAUGAUGAUACCUUAAAAUGAUAUAACUUAGAGAAGAUGUGAGCAGGUUGUACGUAAAUAGCUUAUGCCAUUUUGUAGAUGGGACAUGAGUGUCACAGGCACUGGUCUCUAGCAAGGGAUGGGGCAUGUCCCGGUACUCGUCUCCCAAGGAUACUGAGGGAUAGCUACAUUCUAUUCCAACUGUGGAAAGGGGUUCCAAUAAAACACUUUUGAAAUAACCUUCCUCAUCACCCCUUACAAAAAAGUUCUGUUUGGGGUAUUCAGUGCUGGCGCUCAGUAACAGACUGUAAACAUGUAAAUAAGGAAGACAUCAUUAGCACAGAAAUACGGGGAGAAAGAGGCGUUUCACCAAUCACAGGGAACAUCGAAAGGUGGCUGCCUCUUUGACUCCAUGACUGUGCAGGUUGGAAAACAAAACUCUGUGAGGAAAUGUUUUUGGGAGCAAGUUAAUCCCUGGCCGAGCUCCUAAAUUAUCAGCGAUGCAAUGGUGUCGGGGAGGUAAACUCCAUUUUCAACGCAUCGUUUGGCCACAACUUGCUGAGGGCAGCCACUGCAUCUUCUCAUGGCAGUAUACACGCAGCUCUGCAACAGAAAAGCCUACAGGACACUGGUAAUGAGAGAGAGAGAGAGAGAGAGAGAGAGAGAGAGAGAGAGAGAGAGAGAGAGAGAGAGAGAGGUCCCGCAUUGUGGGCUACAAAUAAGUGAACGAACAUGUAAUUCACUUAUGCGUGCCAAUCACUGCUCCUCGAAUAGAGAAUGUAGGGGUGAAGAGAAAGACCUAGGGCUCUACAUGAAAUAAAAGCCAGCGCAUUGUAACAUCUUAGGAUUAUAAAACAUGGGGAGGGAGACAGAAACUAGAGAGAUCUCUGUUGGAGCUGGUAAGGUACCACGCGGUAGCUUUCCAGAGAUGAACCACAGGCCCCUUACAGCUGGGCAAAUCGCAGUCACUUAUUUUCUGUGUUGUUAAUCCGAAGACUCGGAAAAUAACACAACCAGGCUUACCGAGUCCUGCGCGCACUGAGGUUGAUAGAGUAUGGAACCUGAAAGUGAUUAUUUGAGUCCCGGAACAGCCUGCACUGCUGCUAGGGACACAAAUGCAAGGAGACGCAAAAUGUUCUGUCACCUUCCAAGUCUUUACUCCAUCUCCAGGUUGCUGCUCCCCGGAAGCACACUUUCCAACUUUACAUGGCUUUACUGUGGUUCAUGCUUACCUAUAUUCGGUUACAGCCCCAAGUCAGGACCCAAACAUGCACUUCUGUUUAUUUUUCCUCACAGAAAAUGACUUGUGUGUUUCUUUUUGUUGUUGUUGUUAAUGCCUGAGUUCCGUGAUUAAAUCCAUGUACUAGCUCAGUUUAUCAGAAAAUACCAUGUUACCCAGCAGCCAAAACAAUAAAACCCAAGCUGCCUUUUGCUGAACGGGCCAGAAGGCCAAUAAGAAUGUGUCCAGGAAGCCAGACCUUAAUAGAGUAUGUCCAUCUUCCCUGGGCUCCUGGGCCAACCUGAGAUCUCCAACUGACGAGUUAAUUUCAGUACACUGAGCGCAUCUCAUGUUCGCUUCCUGUUGUAAGGAUGGGUCAGAAAUAGAAGGUCGGUGACUGGAUGGUGGGGACAUGAAGAAGUAUUAUAGUUGAGGUAAUAAGGAAGUGGUCUAGAAAGGCUCUAUGCUUUAAGACAGGGUAAUAAUGAUAAUAUGUGUGUUUUACAACACAUAUGUAAAUAGAAGUUCUCUGGAAAUGGGAGGUAGGCUCCCCACCCCCACUCCCAUCAUCCUGCCCAAAUGUGUUCAGAAUUCAACUAAAUUACUAAGUUAAAUGGACAAAGUCAGUCUGUUGCAUCUGUUUUCCCUUAGUUACAACACACUCAACCUUCAUAAUUGCUGAGAGCCGGACCCCUGCCCCAGCUCUGGCACAAGGCAGCAAUAGAAGGAAUUCUUUUCCUAUCAAUACAAAUUAUACCAAAUAUUCUCCAUUCUAAAUUACUAAAACUAAGGGAUUAAAAUAUUAACAAUUUACCCCAUAACAUGCUGUUUAGCAUUCCCUCGAAGGGAGUUUGACCCCAAAUGCUUAUCUUGGACACUCCUUUUAAAAAAUGUUUUUGUGAUUGUUUAUCCAGCAAGUUUUGGCAGUCUUGUUGGCUUAAAACAUUCUGGUUCCCUAUAAAGAACAACAAAGGAAAGUGUAUGUAGUAUUAUUUUGUAACCUCACUACUGUUAAUAAAGCUGCAUAC
Rattus norvegicus (Norway rat) is the source of this 6166-nucleotide messenger RNA. It is a transcript of the gene Klhl31, whose product is annotated as kelch-like family member 31. Gene Ontology annotation, biological process: negative regulation of JNK cascade. The coding region runs from base 85 to 1989 and encodes 634 amino acids. The record is from RefSeq and is marked provisional. Lineage: Eukaryota; Metazoa; Chordata; Mammalia; Rodentia; Muridae. The transcript has 3 exons. Gene Ontology annotation, cellular component: cytoplasm; nucleus.